This is a messenger RNA of Cloeon dipterum, 1446 nucleotides long. Its product is annotated as protein yellow-like. Bases 58 to 1182 code for a protein of 374 amino acids. The transcript is spliced from 5 exons. The record is from RefSeq and is a predicted model, not a curated record. NCBI's taxonomy places the organism in Eukaryota, Metazoa, Arthropoda, Insecta, Ephemeroptera, Baetidae.
GAGCACAGCACACAACGAGGAGAGGCGCCGCGCGAGAGGCACGCCUGUGUUGGAAGCAUGACUCCGUUCCUCAUCGCCAUUUUCUUUCUCAACCUUUCAUCCCUGGCAACCGCCGCAAAAUUCACUCAAGUUUUCGAAUGGAAUGAAUUGGAUUUGAGUUGGUCAUCAGGGGCGAGAAGGGCACAGGCCUUGGAAGACGGGACGUUCGAUCCAGAGUAUAUUAAACCUCAUUACAUGGCUGUCUACGGGACAAGGAUCUUCCUCAGCCUUGAUAAAUAUAGUACCAUUCCGGUGACUCUGGUGUCCUUGCCAACCAACAACGCGUCCUCUACGUCCCCGAAGCUCACUCCAGUCCCUUCGUGGGACAUGCAUGGAAGAGGAGACUGCAACAAAAUUGAAGAAGCAACAGGGUUGGAAGUGGACUCGGUUGGAAGGCUGUGGGUGCUCGAUCAGGGUAGCGACGAUUGCAAUGCAAAACUUUGGACCAUCGACUUGAACAAGAAUGAUCAAACCAAACUAAUUCAUCGGUUUUCCUUUCAAAAAUUGACGCACGACUUGGCGCUCGACGAAACACCGGACGGAACCUUUGCCUACAUCUCGCGUUGGUAUCAAGAGCAAAUUGUCGUGUUUAAUUUGGAAAGAAAUCAAUCUUGGAUUGUGAAAACGCCCGAUGUCAAGGUUUUUUCGCUUGCCCUGUCUCCUAAGGAUCAGGAACCGAGUCAGCUUUACCUCAGCAACCACCGAUCCAAUGAACUUUAUUCGAUUUCCGUCGCCACACUUCGCAACCGAACUCGAAGCGCAAAGCCGAAACUAAUCGGAAAAUGGACCGAGAGGACAAAACCAUUUAGAAUGCUUAUGGACAACGGGAACAUGUACGUCGCCUUUCGGUGGGAGAACUACAUAUCUGCUUGGAACUCUUCCCAACCGUUUCAGGAGCAGCGUUUUCAUAAGGUCGUUGAUCUAAAUCCCUAUUUUUGGCCAUUUACUUUUUCCUUGGACCAAAGCGGAACUCUUUGGAUGACGGUGUUCUAUUAUAACGAAGAGCCAAGAUGCAGGCUUUUGAAGGCUGCAGCCGGAGAAAAAUACUUGCCAGAUGAUGCAAGUGGCGCAGAGGCCCAAAGCAGAAUGCUGAUCGGCUCGAGUGUGUUCUUCGUUUUCCUCUUGGCCAUGGCAAUUUCGUAGUUCAACAUCGUCAGUUGAAUUGAAGAGGUGCGGGAAUUUUGUGAUUAAUUAAAAAGUGUGGUUUCUUUACUAUGCAUAUUAAUGAAUGAAAAGAAGAAAGCUUGUGAAGGGUCAUGUCACUCAGCAACCAUAAUUGACCGUUUUUCCGAUUCAGUUCGAUAAACAUUCUCUGUAACAGUUAAUAAAUUAUCAUGUUUUAAAGUUUCGUGGUUGUAAACAUUUAGUAAAAAAUUAUUGAAAGAAUAUUAAAUGCACUCAAAGCAA